Molecule: messenger RNA, 13698 nt
Organism: Amphiprion ocellaris (clown anemonefish)
Lineage: Eukaryota; Metazoa; Chordata; Actinopteri; Pomacentridae
Gene: otog
Product: otogelin
Exons: 57
Coding region: 86-11971 (3961 amino acids)
Biological process (GO): L-arabinose metabolic process
Cellular component (GO): extracellular matrix
Molecular function (GO): alpha-L-arabinofuranosidase activity; protein binding
Source: RefSeq, a predicted model, not a curated record
GCGGGGAGCAGCGGGAGUCCAGCCGGAGGGUCUUCACCAGGUGAUGCUGUCCAGAGCCGCCUGACUGCGGAUCCGCGGAACACGAAUGGAUCCUCAUUUAAGACGGAGCUGGAGAAGGUUGUGUCACCUGUUACCUGUCAUCUGCUUCAUCCUCAUCUAUCAAGCGCAUCUUUCCUGGGGUGUUGAGAGAGUGAACGUUUCUAACUGGGAUGAAUUUAAUAACGGGAGCAGCGGGAUAAAGCAGCAGAAAUGGGACACCGCUUCCCAGGGAGGGCAGGACGACCAGACAGCAGCUGCUGCCAUAGAAACCAACACAUCUGCUUCCAGUCAGCCGCUGGUCAGUCGGACAUCGACCCAGACGUCCAACCAGACAUCCAACCAGACGUCCAAACAUAUGUCCUUCAGCAUGGGGAGGACAGUAAACGCCUCGCGGACCUUCAGCUCAGACCAAUCAUCUGCAAUCGUAGCACCAUCAAGUCCAACAAGAACAAAGCCAUCCAGUCAAUCACCAACAAUUACAGCAUCAACCAGCCAAUUACCAGGAAGCACAGCACAAACUAGCCAAUCAACAACAUCAGCAUCAACCAGCCAAACACCAGGCAGAACAGCACAAACUAGCCAAUCAUCAACAACUACAACAUCAACCAGCCAAAUACCAAGCAGAACAACAAAACCUAGCCAACCAUCAGGCAGCUCAACACAAGCCAGCCAAUCACAAACCAAGACAACAUCCAAACAAUCACAAACCAGCAAAUCACCAAGCAGCACAACACAUACCAGCCCAGGUACCACAACACAAGUCAGCCAAUCAUCAGGGAGCACAACAACAUCCAGCCAAUCACCAAACAGCACAACACCAUCCAGCCAAUCACCAGGCAGCACAACAACAUCCAGCCAGUUACCAAGCAGCACAACAACAUCCAGCCAAUCACCAAGCAGCACAACACAUGCCAGCCAAUCCCCAGGCACCACAACACAAACCAGCCAAUCACCAAGCAGCACAACACCAACCAGCCAAUCAUCAACAACCAUAACAUCAACUAGCCAAUCACAAGGCAGGACAACACAACCCAGCCAAUCAUUAACAACCAUAGCAUCAACUGGUCAAUCACCAGGUAAAACAACACAACACAACCGAUCACCAACAACCACAACAUCAACUAGCGAAUCACCAGGCAGCACAACACACACCAGCCAACUGCCAAUAACUGCACCGCUGAACAGCCAAUCAUUAGGCAGAACAACACAAGCCAGUCAAUCACCAACCAAGACAGAAUCAUUUAACCAAUCACAAACCCACCCAGUACUAGCCAGUCAAUCACCGACCACCACAGAAUCAACAGGCCAAUCACCAGACCACAAAGCACACAUCAGACAAUCACCAACCGCCACAGCACCAUCUGGCCAAUCAACAACCACCACAAUAACAUCCAACCAAUCACCAACCACCACAGCACCAUCUGGCCAAUCAACAACCACCACAAUAGCAUCCAACCAAUCACCAACCACCACAGCACUAUCUGGCCAAUCAACAACCACCACAAUAACAUCCAACCAAUCACCAAGCACCACAGCGCCAUCUGGCCAAUCAACAUCCACCACAAUAACAUCCAACCAAUCACCAACCACCACAGCACCAUCUGGCCAAUCAACAACCACCACAAUAGCAUCCAACCAAUCACCAACCACCACAGCACUAUCUGGCCAAUCAACAACCACCACAAUAACAUCCAACCAAUCACCAAGCACCACAGCGCCAUCUGGCCAAUCAACAACCACCACAAUAACAUCCAACCAAUCACCAACUACCACAGCACCAUCUGGCCAAUCAACAACCACCACAAUAACAUCUAACCAAUCACCAACCACCACAGCACCAUCUAGCAGGUCUCCAACAUCCACAAUCACAAUAAAACAAUCACCAGCCGAAACAACUGAAUCCAGCCAGUCACAACGCAGCUCAAGUCCAUCCAGCCAAUCACCAGGCACCACAACACCAGCCAGGCAAACACUAGCUAAAAAGACAUCACCUAGCCAAUCACAGACCAGCACAGCAACAUCAAGUACAGUACCAGCCAAUCAAUCACCAGUCACCAAAGCAUUAACCAACACAUCUUCUGAUCAAUUAAAGUCCAGCCAAUCACCAACUUCACUGAGCCAGCCACCAACAUCAAAUCAACCCUUACUCACCUCAACAUCUUCAAAUCAACCACCACCUAAUCAGUCCAUGAUCGUCUUAGACACUUCACACCACAUAUCACACAGUUCGACAUCUAAUAACCAAUCGCUGCCACAUUCUGCACCAUCUGACAAAUCACUGACCAGCUCAGCGCCAUCAAACCAAUCAUCUGGAAACUCAGUCAGUGGAGAUUUUUCACCAGACGAGCGUCCAGUUAAUGUUUCCCUGCUCACCAGGCAGGCAAAGGAAGCCCUGAGGUCAUCUUUUCCACGGAUUCCAGGUGAUCCUUGUGUGUUUCCCUGCCUGAACGGAGGACAGUGUGUUCAGUUGGAGUCAUGUGACUGCAGCAUGUAUCAGGCCACAGGUCACAGAUGUCAGACAGUUCCAAACCCCGGCUUUGAGAGGGAGAUGACUUGCCGAUCUUGGGGUCAGUACAACUUUGAGACCUUCGACGGCCUCUACUUCUACUUCCCCGGCCGAUGCACCUACACAUUACUGAGGGACUGUGAGGAGACCACGCAGGCCAGCAUGGUCGUCCAGGUCCACAAUGAUCCCGGCUGUAGCUCUGCCCCCUACACCUGCCAGCGCUCCGUCAGUCUCUUCCUGCCGUGGGAAGGCGAGGUCCGGCUGCACACCACCAACGUGACCUUCAAAGGCCAAAUUCUGCAGCUGCCUCAUCACAUCCACGACCUGCAGCUGGAGCAGAUCUCCCAGUAUGUUCUGGUAACGCAGCAGCACGGCUUCACGCUGGCCUGGGAGGGACGCAGCGGCUCCGUCUACAUCAAACUCAGCCCAGAGUUUGUGGGAAGAACCUGUGGAUUGUGCGGUAACUUCAACGCCGACGUCCAGGAUGACCUGAAGACGAGCUACGGUGUGCUGACUCAUGAAAUAGAAAUGUUUGGGAAUAGCUGGGUGGAGGCAGAUCCACACCAGGACCGAUGUCCAACGGUGCCCUCUGGUUUCGCUUCACCUUGUGCUGCAGUCGAUGCUCAAGUCCUGCUGAAAGUGGACGAGGUGUGCGCAAUGCUGCUGGAGCCGCCAUUUCAGAGCUGCCACGACUUUGUGAGCCCGCUGUCCUACAUGGCCGGCUGCUCCAACGACCUCUGCAUGUCGGGUCCCAACGGCGAUGUGGUAUGCCAGGUGUUCAGCGAGUAUGCCCGAGCCUGCGCCCAUGCUGACCACCCACUGCACGACUGGAGGCAGCACAUUCCACAGUGUGCGAAGCAGUGUCCUCUAGGACUGCAGUACAGGGAAUGCAUCAGCUGCUGCCCGGCGUCCUGCAACCUGGAGCGAACGUGCAUCGACAGCAAGCUGGCAUGCCUAGAUGGAUGCUAUUGUCCCGAUGGUCUGAUAUAUGAGGAUGGAAGCUGUGUGACGCCAUCCGACUGUCCCUGCGAGUACCACGGCAUGUUUUAUCCAUCUGGCCAAACGCUGCAGGAGGAAUGCAAUAACUGCACAUGCAUGGGUGGAGUGUGGAACUGCACCAACUACAGCUGCCCAGGUGAAUGCUCGGUGACAGGCGAUAUGUAUUUUCAGUCCUUUGACGGGCGGGUUUACACUUUCCCAGCCACAUGUCAGUACGUCCUCGCCAAAAGUCGCAGCUCAGGAAGGUUUACAGUCACCGUCCAGAACGCCCCCUGUGGAGCUAAUUUGGAUGGGGCCUGCAUCCAGUCAGUUAACCUGGUUAUUGACGAGGAUCCAAGAACAGAGAUUACACUGAGUCACGUUGGAGAAGUCUUCAUGGCCGGACAGUACCGCAUCUCCCUGCCCUAUUCUGACGACAUCUUCCACAUCCAGGAGCUGUCGUCGAUGUUCCUGCAGGUGAGGACGGCGUUCGGCCUGCGUCUGCAGUACAGCUGGAGGGAGUUUCGCCUCUACCUGCAGGCCGACGAGCUGUGGAAGGACGACACGGUGGGGCUGUGCGGCACCUUCAACGGCAACAUUCAAGAUGACUUCCUAUCUCCAUCAGGCAUGAUAGAAAGCACUCCUCAGUUGUUUGGAAAUGCCUGGAGGGUCUCGUCAGCCUGUUCGUCCAGCCUGAGUACACCUCAACUAGACCCCUGUGACACACACCAGCAGGCCGUGACCUAUGCCUCAGAGAUGUGCGAUGUGCUGAACCAGGAUCUGUUCUCCGCCUGUCACGAAUACCUCAGUCCGACACCCUUCCAUCAGCAGUGUCGCUCAGACACCUGUAAAUGUGGGACGCCGUGUCUCUGCUCUGCGUUGGCCCACUACGCUCGCCACUGUCGCCGAUUCUCCAUCAUCGUCGACUUUCGAUCGCACAUCCCCGACUGUGCCGCCACCUGUCCUGUCACCAUGCAGUAUGGCACCUGUGUGUCGUCCUGCCAGCGCCGAUGCUCCUCCCUCUCCGUCCCGCAACGCUGUGGGGAGGAGUGUGAGGAAGGCUGCGUCUGUCCUCUGGGGUCCUUCUACAACCACCGAACACACACCUGUGUCCACAGGAGUGAGUGUCCUUGUAGUUUCCUCGGAGCAGAUUACGAACCAGGAGAUGUGAUCAUGACAUCAGCAGGUGUUCAGCUCUGUCUGAACGGUAAACUGGUGUCCCAAACAACAGAUACUGACAGGUUGUGUCCAGCUGGUCAGCUCUACCUGAACUGUUCGGAGGCGGAGGAUGGCCUUCAACCUGGAAGAGGCGUGGCCUGCGAGCGCACCUGCGAGUCCUACCUGCUCAACCUCACCUGCUCAGCACAUGAGCCCUGCGUGCCCGGAUGUGCCUGCCCUCCUGGCUUGUUGAAACAUGGAGAUGAGUGCUUUGAACCUGACGCCUGCCCUUGUCUGUGGAAAGGAAAAGAGUAUUAUCCCGGCGACAGGGUGUCCUCCCCCUGCCACCAGUGUGUUUGCCAGCACGGGACGUUCCAGUGUGUGUUUCGUCCGUGUCCGUCCAUGUGCACAGCCUACGGUGAUCGACACUACAGGACGUUUGAUGGACUGCUGUUUGACUACGUCGGUGCAUGCAAAGUCUAUCUUGUGAAGAGCAGCGCCGAUGUGAUGCUCAGUGUUACAGCUGAGAACGUCGACUGCUUCGACAGUGGAGUCAUCUGCAGGAAGUCACUGCUGAUCAACAUCGGAAGAUCAUUCGUCAUGUUUGAUGACGACACCGGAAAGCCGAAUCCGUCCAGUGUGAUCGACAGGAAGCAGAGGAUGUUCAUUUGGCCAGCUGGAUAUUUCACGGUCAUUCAUUUCCCAGAUGAAGACGUCACCGUCCUCUGGGACCGUAAGACCACCGUCCACAUCCAGAUUGGACCUCACUGGCAGGGGAAGCUGAGUGGAUUGUGUGGGAACUUCGACCUGAAGACAGUGAACGAGAUGCGAACGCCCGACAACAUCGACUCCCCAACACCACAGGAGUUUGGAAACAGCUGGACAGCAACAGAAUGUGUGAACAGUCCAGAUAUCAGACACCCCUGCAGUCUCAGUCCACUCAGAGAACCUUUUGCAAAGCGUCAGUGUGCCGUCCUGCUCAGCGAGGUCUUCCAGGCCUGCCACCCAGUGGUGGAUGUUACCUGGUUCUACAUGAACUGCCUGGCAGACACGUGUGCCUGCAGCCGUGGAGGCGACUGUGAGUGUUUCUGCACCAGCGUGGCGGCGUACGCUCAGCGCUGCUGCCAUCAGGGCGUCCCGGUGGACUGGCGCUCACCUUCGCUGUGCCCGUAUGAUUGUGAAUUCUUCAACAAAGUUCUGGGUAAAGGUCCCUUCAGGCUCUUCGCCUUCAGAGAUCGGACGGCGCUGUUGGCGGCCAGCAGGUCCGGCGGCUCUGUGUUCCUGCAGCGAAGCAACAUCAGCUCAACUGCCGCCUCCGGCAUCCUCUCUCAGUUCAUGAUGACGCCGGGCCUCAGCAGAGCUCGACCACACGACUCUUCGAGGGUUUCCUUUGAGGCAGCCGACAGACCGAACUACUUCCUGUACGUGAGCGCCAGCGGCCAGGUGAGGCUGGCCAAGUGGGAGGAGAGAGAGGCCUUCUGGGACGGCGCCACCUUCGUCCUCCACAGGAACACCUGGAUCCCGGGCUACGACUCGCUGGAGUCCCAGGCCAAACCCGGCUUCUUCCUGCACGCCACGCUGCCUCGCCUCCACCUGCUCAAAUACAGACACACCGACAGCUUCCGCAAAGCCACGCUGUUCAGACUGACAGGCCUCAGCUCAGACACCCUGCCGGGUCCUCGGUGUCAGUGGAGGUACGACUCCUGCAUCAGUCCAUGUUUCAAGACCUGCAGCGACCCGUCGGCUGAAGCCUGCGUCACCAUCCCACAAGUUGAGGGUUGCCUUCCUGUCUGUCCACCACACAUGGUCCUGGAUGAAGUCACCCGUCGGUGUGUCUACGUUGAAGACUGUAUUAAGGUCCCAGUUGCUGUUCAGCCUGUAACACCAUCCGCCGCUCAGCCGACCUCUGCAGCUGUCACUUCUGCAACCACCAGCACCACUGCCUCCACGACUCCCAUUAGGACCACCACCACCACCACCACCACCUCCUCCCCUCCACACACCGCUCCAACAACUAAACUCACCACCACGAAUCUUGCUGUGAGCUCUCUGACCACCACAUCUGAGGUGACCCCACCGGUCACUCUGUCUCCUGCUGCAACUCCUGAACAUCCCAGAACAACAGAACCUCCAUAUCCCCCAACAGCGCCCCCCUCUGUGAGGCCAGAGGUGGUGGAGCCGCUGUCUACUGUCAGAGUGACAGAAGCUCCACCCACCACCAUAAAAGACUCAACAACAUGGACGAGCACGACCCCGAGCUCAACUCUCAGCCCUGUUGGACCCAGCACAACCAAGACAAGCACCGCUCCGUUUGCCAUCACGGCUCUGUUCUGGAUCACCUCCACCACGAAGCCCACCGACUCCCUGCCGCCCUUCUUCACCACCCAGCAGCCAACAACCACUGCAGCCAAGACCACAACCUCUGUAGAGGGCCCAACCACCAUCAGAACUCCUACAACUCUGCAUCCAACCGAAGAGACCACACAGGCCACAACACAUUCAGCAGUGGUUACUCCGAUUGUAACGUCAUCCAGUCCGGCUCCGGUUUCAGAGACUUCUGUAGUAAUGGAGAAAACCACUGUUCCCAGUACAGUUACCACUACGUACACAGACACCAGCACAAAGCCUGCAAUAGAGGAGAGAACAACUACAACAACAACAACAUUCGCCCCCCCUGGUUUACCGAUCACAGCCUCCACAACACCUUCACCUCCACCAGCCUCACCUGCCGUAGAAACGGGAACUGUAUCUUUACCAACAGUCACUUCAGCAACAACUACACAAUCAGUCACACCAGUCCCACCUUCCAUUACCAGUAAAACAACACCACACAUACCUCCAGAGACUACACCACCUCCUGUUACCACUGAGAGGAUCACACACAUCAUCUCUACUGACCUGACCACUUCUACAGCAGUUCCUGAGUUACCUACGACAACCAUCGUCCAUGCUGCUCCAACUACAGCUGCUCCAUCUGUCUCCACCUCCGCCACUACAGACUGGAGAACAACUACAGAGAAAGUGACCACACCUGAAUCCACUGCCUCUAAAUCACCCGUAGUUUCCACGACAACAGCUGCUCCUCCACCUCCAAAGGUCACAGAGACCAAACCUGUUUCCACAUCCACGACCUACACUGAGAGAACCUCCUGGUCUGCAGCCGUCCCACUAACAGAGAGAACCACCACUACAACCUCCAGACCUCCAGAAGUUCCAGAAACAUCCACCAUGUCCACAAGUUCUUCAGACACAACAAAAUCAACUAUACCAUUAGUGUCUCCAACACAAACCACUGAUGUACUGACAACAACCGAGACCUCCACCCAUCCUGUCACUACAGAGCGGACCACCGAGCCGUGGGUUCCCCCCCAUCGGGAGACCACCUCCACCCCGGUGUACAGACCCACAGUGGAAACAAUGCCUGAGAUCACUUCUGAAGCUGUCAUCCAUGUGGUGACUACGACUAAAACCACCGAAGUCCCUCAACUUCCAGCUACAUCAGAGCCGACUGUCACCUCUGCAACAUCCAGUGCUCGUACCGCCACCACCACCACUACUCAAACUACAACACCGCCUGAAAUCUCAACAUCAGAAAGCGAAGCCACAACAACCAGAAAACUGGUCACACCUCCACCUCCACCGGUGCCUGCUACUCCUGAGACACACCUCACCAACACCCCUACAAGUGCCCCACCUGCUGUUGCUACCACCACACUCGGACCUGUCGUCGUUCAACCGAUUACAGAAACAACACAUCCAGUGACUGGCAGAGUGCAGGUGUCUACUAGAGCUACAACCACGUUGCCUCCGUCUUGGUCUCCGCUCCACACAACAACCUCCACAGCAGCUCCAAGGCCAACAACUUCCCUGGAUAAAGUCACCACCCGGCUGGUCUCCACUUCAAGAGCUUCACCCGCUGUGACAACGACCACCAUCGCACGAACAACCACCCUCAGGACGACACCUAGAGUUCCUCUGACAACAAGAGUUACCCCCAGAAUCACGUCGACCGAGAGGUCAACCACCAGGCCAGUCACUGCAAGGGUUACCAUAGCAACAAGGCCUUCCACGGUUACCACCAGAUCGACCACCUCCGGCCCACCGGCUGUCACCUCAAGUCCAGUUACAACAACCACAUCAGGACUGACAACUACGACUACCACAACACCUGCCGAGUUAGUCACUACAGUGAGCACCACAGAACGUCCUGACACAACCACAGUGUCCCGCCUCACCACCACAACCAGUCCAGUGCCUGUUCCCACUGUAACAACAGUCACAACAUCUACAGCCAUCCCCACGGCAACCACCAGACAGACUACAACAUCUGAGAAGACCUUGACAACAAAAGAGACUGAAGUGGCACCAUCCCCACCUGAUGUCCUCAUCUCCACCCAGGAGCCCAGUAUUCCCAGUCCUGCUACAACUUCACUCCCAUCAGCCACCACUGCUGUCCCAGACAGAGCAGAUCAGACCAGUCCAGGCAUGACAACACCUCCAGCACCAACCUCUCCUCACACACCAGUGGAAACAACGAGCCGCACAGUGGAGGGAACAACAUCUAUGACCGUGUCACCGACCAGGAUGUGCACCCCUCCAUAUGCAGAGAUCGUUGAUGAAUGUACAAAAUACAUCUGCGUCAACAACCAGCUCAUCCUGUUCAACAAAUCCCAGAGCUGCCCCUUCACCGCUGAGCCUCCCAACUGUGGCCUGCUUGGUUUUGCCGUACUGGUCAAUGGAGACAAGUGCUGCCCUCAGUGGGACUGUCCAUGCCGAUGCUCGAUGUUUCCUGACCUGAACGUGAUCACGUUUGAUGGGAACAGUGUCGCCAUCUACAAGGCUGCCUCGUACAUCGUGACCCGGCUGCCCAACGAGACCGUCAGUGUUCUGGUUCAGGAGUGUCCCGCUGACUCCGAGUCACUACUUCUCUGGAAUUUCACCAACCUGUGUCUGGUGGCGCUAAACAUCACCCACAACUCCAACCACAUCGUCAUCAACAGGCUGCAGAGGAGGCUCUACAUCAACUCACGAUACGCCAGACCUCGAUUCAAAAAGUACGGCUUUGAGAUCUACGACACAGGAAACAUGUACCUGAUCCGCAGCCCGUCCGGCCUCAAGCUGCAGUGGUACCACAGCACCGGCAUGAUGGUGAUCGACACCGACAGCUCCAGCAACAAGCUGCACACCAUGGGCCUCUGCGGUUUCUGUGACGGAGACCCGACCAAUGACCUGACUCUGGCCAACGGCACCACCGUGGGCGUAAGCGAGGACCCGGCUCUGUUCAUCGACAGCUGGCAGGUUCCCAACACCACCAGCUACAUCAGCCACAGCCGCCGCCGUGAGCUCAACUGCUCCACCAGCGACUGCUCCAGCUGCCUGCUCAUGCUGCAGAACCACGCCUUCACGCCCUGCCACGCCUUUGUCCCACCCAGCACGUUUUGUGAGGUUUGGGUUCGAGACGCCGAGUACGUCAACAACCAGUGUGUGGCUCUGGCUGCUUAUGUGGCUUCCUGCCACAAAUUCAACAUCUGCAUUGAGUGGAGGAGUCCAGAUUACUGCCCCUUCGUGUGUCCCGACACUCUUCGUUAUCAGGCCUGUCUGCCGGCCUGCACCUCUCAGUCCUGCCCAAACCACGACUUUGAUUCAGACCCGGACCAGUGUUCAGGCCUGACGGAGGGCUGUGUCUGCCCAGAGGGAACGCUCCUCCACCGGCCAUACUCUGCACUCUGCAUCCCUCCGGACAAAUGUGCCUGCACUGACAGCUCCGGUCUUCCACGAUCGCACGGCGAAGUCUGGAAAGCCUCGAAGGACGCCUGCUGCAUGUACCGCUGCGACAACGACACCAUCGUCCCCGUGGAGUACAACUGCUCCAACAUGGCGGCUCCCGUGUGUCGCCGGUCAGGGGAGGUGAUCAUCAGUCUGGCCGACGACACCAGCUGCUGCCCACAGAAAGUCUGUGUGUGUAACCAGAGUCUGUGUGACCAGCUGCCUCCUGAGUGUAAAUAUGGGGAGAAGCUGGUUUCGUACUACAGACUGGACUCCUGCUGUCCGGACUACGUCUGUGAAUGCGAUCCUGAACUCUGUGAGUCGGAUGUUCCCACCUGCAGAGACGACCAGACGCUGAUCGCCACCAGAGCCGACGGCAGCUGCUGUCUGGCCCACAUCUGCAUGUGUUCGUCCUGUGUGGAGGCCCCUCCGCUCUGUCAGGACGGCGAAGUGUUGACAGUCGACAGCAACACCACAGAUCGAUGCUGCCCGACCUACCAGUGUGUGUGUGAGCUGUACAGGUGUCCUCAGCUCAGUUGUUCUGUUGGGAUGUCGGUGGUGUCGGUGUCGAGUCCGAGUCGCUGCUGUCCGAACCAAACAUGUGAGUGCUCCUGUGAAAAGAUUGCUUCUCCAAAAUGUGGCCUGGGAGAAGCGGCCCAGCUGGACCGGGUUUUCCUGUCCGACCCACAGAACCAGUGCGCCUGCAAGAGAUACAAGUGUGUGCGUGAGGCGGUGUGUGUGUUUGGCGAGCGAGGCGUGUUGCGUCCGGGUCAGACUCUGGUCGAACACGGAGACGACGGUUUGUGUCACAGCCGUCAGUGCAGCCGCAGCCUCGACCCGGCGAGCGGCUUCCACCUGCUGCGAACCUCCAGCAUCAACUGCUCUGCAAACUGCCAACCAAAUCAGAUGUACAUGCCUCCCAAAGACCAGUCUACAUGCUGUGGUGUCUGUAAGAAUAUUUCCUGCCUCUAUGAGCAUGAAAAUGCAACGAUGGGAGUCUAUAAGCCUGGAAAGUCCUGGGUGUCAAACUGCAUGAAGUUCGACUGCGCCGACACUCUGUCUGGACCGACGCUCAUCUCCUACUCCUUCAGCUGCCCCCCCUUCAACGAAACCGAGUGUAUGAAGAUCGGUGGAACUGUCGUAAGUUACAUGGACGGAUGCUGCAGGACAUGUACUGGAUUCCCUCUGUUCCCCUUCCCCGUUAGCCCCUUGACUCCCACAGUUAACACAAACUGUGAAAGAGGCAAAGAAGACGGAAAGUCGUGUCAGAAAGUGACGGUGAGGAUGACGAUCAGGAAGAACGACUGCCGCAGCAACAGACCGGUGAACAUCGUGUCGUGUGACGGAAAGUGUCCGUCCGCCAGCAUCUACAACUACAACAUCAACACGUACGCUCGUUUCUGCAAGUGCUGCAGGGAAACGGGGCUGCAGCGGCGCUCGGUGCAGCUGUACUGCAGCGGAAACGCUACCUGGGUUAGCUACACCAUCCAGGAGCCGACCGACUGCUCCUGCCAGUGGUCCUAAACACACUCAGUGUUCACAUCUGCAAAACCACAAGACGUAGAAGAAGAAGAAGAAACAUCGGCCAUGUUGCUUUAGGGCUUUAGGGUGUUUGGAGGCUGUGAUUAGCAGGACGAGUGAGGAGCUCCGCUGGCAGUAAAUGAUCGCACAGUAAGUCACUGUGGUGCCUCUGCUGGCAGGGAGGUGGUACUGCAGAUCAACAGCAGGCAGCUGCAAAAAAUACGGUAUUUACUCUCCCGGAGAAGCAAAAAUGACAAAAAUGUCGGAAACGUACGACACAACAGAAUGGCGUUUAGAUAGUUAAAUUAUUUAAAAAUACAUCUUAACAAUUAUGAUAGCAUUAAAUGUCAUAUCAGAUUGUGCACACUGAAGCAAUCUUAGGGUGCUUUAAUCGUCCCUCCUGUUCAUACUGGCCUUCUUAAUCACAGUUUAACUACUGGGAGACACAGUUGUGGUUACUUUACUACAAAAUUUUGUACAUAAAUGACAAAUUUCUGUUUCCUGUACACUAAGGUCUUCUAUGCUGAACUAUGGAGGCGUUACCACAACGAAAAGAGGGAGCUACAUAUUAAAAACACAGAACACAGGGUAUCUUCAGGUCCUCAAAAGGCUUUCAAAUAUUGAUUUUAAACUCUUAAAAUAGGCUGCAUAAGGUAUUAAUAAUCGUAAAUUCAAUUGACAAAAGACAUUUUGUAGCCUGAUGCUAGUUGUAGCAUUAGUUAGAAUUAUGUUUUCAUACAUUUUCUCAGAUUUAUCUCCAAAUCUCCUAGAAAUUUCAUAAAAUAACCUUAAAAUAAUUGGGUGUAUUUUUAAUUCAUGCAUUUUCCAGCAAUGGCAGUAAGAAGUAAGAAAUUUUUCAUGGAUUUUUUGCUCAAAGACUCAUUAUUAGCAUUGCCAGCUCUACUUGAAAAAUUUUAGCAGCAGCAGAUUUCUUUCCGGUUUAUUGGAGUUAUUUCACAUAUUCAGAUAUAUUUCAUAUUUUCAAACAAGAUAUUGAUAAAUUAACACUUUUAAAAUCCUGCUGCUCAGAGGUAAACCUUCUGCUUUACUGCUUUUCUGUGCUGCCACCUCCCAGCCAGCCUGCAGAGGAAAGAACAAUGAAGGAAAAAGUAAAGUUGUUUGUUAUUUUCUCUCUCAGAGCACAUCUGAGCUGCGAAGCAACAAAAAAAUCACAUAUUUAAAGAAGGUUUUCUUAACGGGAUGCAGAUAGUCAGGAAACAAGUUCACAUUUUACCCAGAACUCCUCAUGUUGUGCCUUGUUUUUGUAAAUAAGUGAACUCCCUACCUUCCUAAAAUAAUUUUCAAUAUCAAAUUUUUCUAGAUAUCUCACUCUUAGAAAUACGACAAUAAAGUGUAUAUUCAACGAUGUGAAAAAUACUUUCUAUAAUCAACACUAGAGAGGCGUAUUAACUGAUUUAAAUCCAGCUGUAUGUGGAGCACUUUAUUUAUUUAUUGGAGUUCGAUAGCCGUAAACAGUCUGAGAAGAGAAGCAUUCGACCCAACUGGAGAACAAACAAACACAACCGGAGACAAAACUCUGAUUUAUUCCCGAUUACAGAGAAAAGAACAUAUUAGGAGAACAAGGCGACGUGUUGUAGAUGAAUGUUUUCUCUGUGCACUAAAUUCUUAACGUGUUACCAACAGACCCACCUGGAUAGUCGAGUUAAAGAGGAUUUGUAUCAUACAAGUGUACAUUUGCAUUUUCAAUAAAUAUUUCUUCUGAAACCUCA